AUAUGUAUCCUACUCUAUCCGAACUGUCGAACGGUCUCGCAGCAGUAUGUAUGCGGUGUCAUAGUGUAUGUAGUACACCGAGUGUAGUACACGCGGUGUCUGAGCGGGGAUUCGAAGAAUUGCGAGAUUCGUCACAAAUUGAUCUGGUUAGCGGUCUUAUUGAACAGUUAUUGAACAGGUCAGAAACAAGCAUAGGUUAGAUUCACGAGGGUGUGGUGGUGUAGAUAAAACGAGAAACGAAAUUUCCGGAUGUCAGAUCGGUCUGCUGAGGGAGCCUCGUUCACGCCCUGAUCGAAAGACGAACAAGCUUGAGGCUUGAGCUGAGAAUAAAACAAAAGAAAAAGGAAAAAAAAGUAUUCCCGGACCAGUGAAUCGAAUACACUCGCCGAGAAAAUGUCAAACGUGGGCAAUCUAGAGCAACAAAUUGCGAGCUUGCAGAUCAAUCAUGGCGAUGAAGCAGCCAAGACUGUUAAGCCUGGCAAAAAGAUUGGACCAGCGGUGCCGCCAAAACCAAAAAAGUCCCAACCUCAGGUACCGCAAAGUUAUACCAUAAAGACUCCGCCUAUGCCAUCCUAUAGCACAGUUCUCAAUAAUACAACUUCAAGUGACAAAACAUCAAAUUUAUACAUGAAUGCACCUUCUCCGUAUGUUCCACUGGACAUAAAGAAUGACUUUUCUCAAAUAGUACCUACAAAUGGCAAGGAAGCAUCGAAACUUUACCAGAAUGACAAUUUGUAUGCAUGUCAGCCAGAAGAAAAAUUUGAACCAAAGUACAGAUAUGAUGAAAAGAAUUAUUAUUCCAACAUUGGAAAUAUGCCAGCUCCACAAGUACCCGUGGAUGAUCGCACGAGCAGAGCUUCCAGGAAUGCGGUAUACAGCAAUAUAGAACCACCAGUACCCAUUCCAGUUCCUACAUACAAGUAUCCUAGCGAAAAUGAGGGAAAGGAUAUUAUAUAUAGCAAUAUUCAGUGGAAUCCUAAAACAGAGAACACAUACUGCAAUGUUCCAUCUGCACAUGGCACUGAUGAUUUACCACCUCCACCAGAGCCAUCAGAAUACGUCUCUUGCGUAUCUGGAAAUUCAUUCCCCCCACCGCCCGAGGAACUGCCUCCGCCACCAAGUCCGGUUUCAUCAAGUUACAGUGAACUACGACGUGCUACUUAUCAAACUGAUUUUUCAUCUGGCAACUAUCCUACUGAUAUUUAUGGUCCGAGUUCUCAAUCUAGCUCGACGUAUGAAUCCAUAUAUGAGCCGAUUAAUCCCAGACCACCAUCGCAAUUGUCCUGCAACUACUCCAUGUAUUCUGGCUAUGGAUCAGCUGUAUCUACUCAACCACAAGGCAAAGUGUCUCCUGUUAAAGAAGUUGAUGUUCUUACGGAUCUAUUAGUCCAAGGAAUGGCAGAUAACAAUGAAGACAGUGAUAUAUAUGGCAUUUGCGCGCAAUGCGGUCGCAAGGUCGAAGGAGAGGGAACUGGAUGUUCAGCGAUGGACAAAGUUUUCCAUAUAAACUGCUUUUGUUGCUUUAUAUGUAAGGUUAAUCUGCAAGGAAAACCUUUCUAUUCAUUGGAAGGAAAGCCCUAUUGUGAAGAAGAUUAUCUCAAUACUCUGGAAAAAUGUUGUGUUUGUACCACGCCGAUACUGGACCGAAUAUUGAGAGCUACUGGUAAACCAUAUCAUCCUGCUUGCUUCUCCUGCGUUGUUUGUGGACAAAGUUUGGACGGCAUACCAUUCACUGUUGACGCUACGAAUCAAAUACAUUGCAUUCAAUGUUUUCACAAGAAAUUCGCUCCGCGUUGCUGCGUUUGCAAGUUGCCUAUUAUGCCUGAGCCUGGUCAGGACGAGACUGUGCGAGUAGUGGCGCUGGAUCGAAGCUUUCACAUUCAAUGCUAUAAGUGCGAGGAUUGCGGAUUAGUAUUAUCUUCCGAUUCAGAGGGACGAGGCUGCUAUCCCCUGGACGAUCAUGUUCUGUGUAAAAGUUGCAAUGCUACUCGCGUUCAAGCUUUAACAUCUCAUAUGACGACCGAAUUAUAAAUUAUACAGUCGCGAUAUAAACUUAUAUUAAACUGCUGAAACUCUUAGAAUAUAAAAGAAAUAUGGAAUCAAGUAUUGAUGUGAUUAACUGCAUAGCGAUAUAAGAUACUGUUUAGUAUAGUAUUAUAAACUUUUUUAUGCAUAUGGUUUCAUAUUGUUAUUCACAGUCUCUAUAUAUUUGGAACCAUAUUUGCUGUCCAUCAACAAAGGAUCGUUUUUUACAAUACUGUAGCUAUUAGCUAGAUUAUAGAAAUUAUGCUGUCCAAGAAAUUAUAUUAUCCUGUUUGGAUAUUUUUAUCACUUGUAA
Messenger RNA from Camponotus floridanus (Florida carpenter ant), 2338 nucleotides. It is a transcript of the gene Zyx, whose product is annotated as thyroid receptor-interacting protein 6. Bases 394 to 2031 code for a protein of 545 amino acids. The transcript has 6 exons. Gene Ontology annotation, biological process: cell-cell adhesion. Gene Ontology annotation, cellular component: focal adhesion; stress fiber. Lineage: Eukaryota; Metazoa; Arthropoda; Insecta; Hymenoptera; Formicidae. The record is from RefSeq and is a predicted model, not a curated record.